This is a messenger RNA of Salvelinus sp. IW2-2015, 1163 nucleotides long. RefSeq names its product protein shisa-6. The record is from RefSeq and is a predicted model, not a curated record. NCBI's taxonomy places the organism in Eukaryota, Metazoa, Chordata, Actinopteri, Salmoniformes, Salmonidae. Gene Ontology annotation, biological process: regulation of short-term neuronal synaptic plasticity; regulation of AMPA receptor activity. Gene Ontology annotation, cellular component: postsynaptic membrane; postsynaptic density; AMPA glutamate receptor complex.
CCGCGCCAGACAGAGAGCAAGCAAGUCAACAGCAAUCUUGAUAGAGCGCAACUUUCACCACAGCAAGAUGUGCGCACAAACCCUACUGUUUAAAGACAGCUCGACCUAAGGCGCGCCACAGAAAUCAGGACAUUGGACAGCGACACCCGGCCGAUUUCAGAACCUCCAACCCGGCGGAAAGCACAAAGUCCCCGGCUCUCGACCCUCUUAUCAGAGAGCAAUGGGUUGCAGAAGCUCUGCUAUUAAUGUUAAACUUAACUCACUCUUCUACCCAGUAUGGUAACAGUAUCGAUACUGAGGGGACCAACGCGAGUGGRGGAUGCCAGGGUUGCAACUGCCUUGACAGACUAAGAGCCCUAUCACAUUCACUUCAAGUACCAAGUCAGAAAAGAACACAAGRGUCGCGUCAGAAGUGAAUUGACAGGUUAGACACACCAUGGGGAUACGGCACCUUUUGCUGCUCCUCAUAUACCUGGAUCCCCUGAGCGUUUUCUGCGCCGCCACGGGAGGCAAGAAAGUGAAGACGGAGACCAAGCGGACUCCCAAGGCAAAAGAAGCCAACAUCACCGCGGCGGUCCCCACCGCUGCGCCGCAGAAGAACACGACCAAGGACUACGAUAUGUGCACGGGUUACUACGACGUGAGCGGACAAUUUGAUAGAGAGUUUGCGUGUAACAACACGGUUCACCGCUACUGCUGCGGGUCCUGCUUCCUGCGGUUCUGRUGCCAGGAAAAAGAAAAACGAGUGGAUCAGUCAAGCUGUAAAAACUACAACACGCCGGACUGGGUGAAAACGCCUCCCCCGUCGCCAGCCUCGACGGGACAGCCUUUUGACCCGAGRAUGGACCAGACGAACACRGCGGUGUACAUCACCUGUGGGAUCAUAGCUUUUAUUUUAGUGGUGGGAGUUUCGGCUAAAGUUGCCUACGACAAAGCCACAGAGCCACCUCAGGAAAUGAAUAUCCAUAGGGCCCUUGCAGACAUCCUGAGGCAGCAGGGGCCCAUUCCCAUAUCUCAGUACGACUGUGAGAACUUUGCAGCGAUGAACGGCUCUCCCAAAGACAACACUCCUCAACGAACCUCCUCCAAGAACCACUACACCCCUGUCCACCAGUCCAAGUCCAACCACGGUCUCCAAUACGGGAAGGAGAGCAUCCGCAGCA